Messenger RNA from Rhizophagus irregularis DAOM 181602=DAOM 197198, 3337 nucleotides. Lineage: Eukaryota; Fungi; Glomeromycota; Glomeromycetes; Glomerales; Glomeraceae. The record is from RefSeq and is a predicted model, not a curated record.
UUUUAUUAAAACUUUAUUUUUAUCAUUUUUGUAACGCGAAACUCUAUUUUUUUCUCUUUUUUCCUAGAAAUUAUCUAAAUAUGAAUGAUGAUUUAAUAAAAUAUAAUGAUGAUGAAACUGUUAAUGUACCCUUUGGGCGUGUCGCUGAAUGGUACAUUUCCAAACAUCCUUUACUAAAAAAUAUCAAAUUAAAAUGCCAAAGUAGAAAAAAAACUCCAGAACUUAUUAAAGAAAAUAUUAUAACUGUUGAUCGUGUUGAGGGAGCUGUAGAUUAUAUUGAAUGGAGAACCAAUAAAGGAGAAACUAAAUCUACUAAUAGAAUAGAUGACAUUGUACAUCUAACACCUAUGGGAGAAGAGUAUGUUAAAGAGAUUGAAGCUGGUAAAAGAAAGGACAGGUUAUGUUGGUCCUGGACUAUGUAUUGUGCUGGGGGGAAUAGCUGUCAGAGGGAAUGCGGAAAUAUUGGUAGUUGUAAAGAGAAUUGUGCAAAUCGUAAUUUUCCAAAUAAUAUUAAAAACAGUCAUGAUAUGCAUCUUUGCAAAGUGCGUGUUAUAUCAGAAUCUAAAUUAUCAUGGUUAAAAACAAGCAAACCACUACGUAUUAAAAUAAUUGGAUCUCAUUUACCAGCAAAUGCAUUAAAUACUCAUAUUCCUAAUAGUUCCAAACUGAACCUUACAAGAGAAAUACGGGAUAAAAUUAUUUUAAAUAGAAGAUCCGAUUAUAAAACAGUAAAAGAAAUUAAAAUGACAUUACUUGCACCUUAUAAUGGUGCAAAUGAAGAAACAUUACGAAAUGUGUUAAAUGAACAACGUGAAAUUUGUAAUGAUACUAAAUUACGGGGAUUUAUUAAAAGAGAUGAUAGACGACUAAAAGAAAAUUCCGGAAGCUGGACAAUUUUACACUAUUUAGUUACGGAAAUUCUUAAAUUAAAGGGUUAUGUACUUUAUUACCAGCAGCCGGAUCCAUUAGCACCGGAAGAUCAUCCAGAUCACUAUUAUCAAUUGACUUUAUCAAAUGAUUUAUGGUUAAAAAAUGGUCAAAAAUUUGGAAAUUUUUGCAUAGGAUUGGAUGGUAAAUAUGAUCUAAAUAAUGAUCAUGCUCCAAUCUUAACAAUGAUAGUUGAAAAUAAUACAGGGUGUGCUACACCAUUGGCUUUUGGUUUAAGCAACAAAGAAAAUAAUUGGACUAUUCGAUUAGCUAUUCAAGCAAUCAAGCAAAAUAUUCCCUGUAGUCGUAGUGAAUGUAACCAUGAAUGGUAUUACCAAGAUUUACCAUCCGGAAAGGGGUUUGAAAGGAUUAGUAAUUGUGCAAAUAUACAAUUAUGGAAUCCACUAGCCAUGAUUGACAAACAUCGUCCAUCGAGAAUUGAUAUACAAAGUUUAUUACGUGGAUCGAUACUUUGUUGUUAUCCAUUAGCAAUAGCGUUCAAGAUUGUAGGAAGAAGUAGAAGUGUCAAACAAUGUGAAGAAUUAGCUAUUGAAUACAAGAAAUUCAUGGAUUUGGCUAAUAAUGUAAAACAAAAAAUUAUAAAUGAUAUUUAUAAUAAUUGGAUUAGUGAUGAGUGGAUACUUGGUUUUAUCGAUGCUGGAAGACUUCCUCAAACUUUACAGGAUAAUCCAAUGACAACUAAUAACUUCACAGAGAGGAUGAAUCGAUCAAUUGAGACAAAUCAUAGCGGAAUUAAAACUGUUGUAAAUUUUGUUGAAAGAUUAUAUGGACUAAAAUUAAAUAGAGAAAAUAUUACUGAAAGGUCUGGAGAAACAAAUUUUGAAGCUGGUUUAAGUACUUUAUUUGAUGCUCAAUCUAUCGAGCAAGAAAACCAAUCAAAACAUAUUUCUUCAGACAAGUUAAGACGACUUAAUUUGGGUAGACUCUAUUUCUUGAUGGGAUACGUAAAAUCAUCAAAUAACAACAAUUAUUUUUAUGUAAAAAAACAUAAUCAAUUAAAUGUAUUAGAAUCAUCAUACGAUGGAAGUUUUGUGAAAAUGGAUGAUAAUAUUAUUGAAAAGUUGUAUCCACUUUAUCAAAAAUUUGCAAAGAAUCAUUAUAGUGUAGUUCCUGAACUAGAAGGAUAUUAUUUAACAAAUAUUUUUAGCGGAGAAUGUUUAAUAUGCCUAGAUUAUAUUUGGAAUGGGUCUUUUCGGGAUGUGUGUAAGCACUGUCAUGCAGCAAGAAUAUAUAAAGAAUCAUUAAAUGCAGAGAAUCUUUUUGAUUAUUCGCAAGAAGUUAAAAAUCAAUUGGUGACAUAUUUUAAGAAUAAGGAACGCGUUAUUUCUGCAGAAAAUAAAAACAAGUUAAUUUAUGAAGGAGAUACUCAUGUGGCUUAUAAUGAAAUUUUAAGAUUAUUUGAACUUCAAGGCACCAAGAUCUUUUGGCCAGAUAAUAAACCAUUGAAAUUAAAUAGAGAUCCUUUUCGUCCAGAAUUAAACAAUAAGCGUGAUUUUAAUGCUAUUGGAGCUCCGCCGAAACCUUCUGCUAAACCGCGCAAACCAUCACGAAUUUUAUGUAAUUCUAUUUUAGAAGAAGAUAAGGAAAAUAAGGAAACCUUUUCAACUCAGCAAAGAAAAACAAAACGAACUAGAAGACAAAUUCGUACAUAUAAGGAAAAUACUAAGGAUAACGGAAAUAACAAGAAUAAUGAAAAUAAUUUGGGACCAUCCGUACCUGAUGUUAAUUUACCUGCUUCGUAUAACAUCAAAUUUGAUUUGAAUCCAUCUUUUAAUUCACAACCAACUCUUCAACCUACUCUUUAUAAUAUUCCUUAUUAUACAAACACCAAUACUUCGCUCCCUACUUCAAUUUAUUCACAAUCUACAUUCUCUUCAACUAAUGCGAUUCCUAAUAGUAAUUAUACCUCUUUCAAUAUUCCUCAAGAUCAAUUGGCCUAUAGUUAUCCUUCGAUUCCAAAUGAUCUUGGUCAAUUUUCCUACAAUAAUCAAAUUGAGUUAUCCAAUUCUUAUUCUUAUUCAUUUAAUCAAGCUCCUGAUAACAACUUUUCUGAUAACAACACGUUUUCUCAAAAGCACUUUUAGUAAUCUUGUAACUUACUUUUACUCAUCAUUUAAUGAAAUAAAUCUAUUUCUUAUUUUUCGAAGCCUUUAAUUUUAUAUUUUGCGUUCCUAACAUAGUGGAAUUUACAAAAACGUUGCAUUCUUGCCCAAAAGAAUAUAAAGUUUUCGUUAUAAAUGUAAAAAAAAAGUAUAUAAUUAUACGUUUCGUUGUAAAUGUUGUAUUCUGUACUUAAAAAAUUGUAUAAAUAGCCUUUCAUUAUAAAAAGCCUAAGCAUAAUUUUAAAUACUUUCAUGCCAAAAAUGUCAAAAUUGUGAAAUUAAAAUUU